This is a messenger RNA of Triticum turgidum subsp. durum (durum wheat), 1506 nucleotides long. NCBI's taxonomy places the organism in Eukaryota, Viridiplantae, Streptophyta, Magnoliopsida, Poales, Poaceae. The record is from the annotation of a GenBank genome assembly.
AUGUCCCUGCUUGUCCGGGCGCGCGACAACAUGGCGUUCCGGUCGGUGUGGUCGGAGCUGAACGGCGCCAUGGGCGACCUGGGCACGUACAUCCCCAUCGUGCUCUCGCUGGCGCUCUCCCGCGGCCUCGACCUCGGCACCACCCUCGUCUUCACCGGCGUCUACAACGCCGUCACGGGCCUCCUCUACGGCGUCCCCAUGCCCGUCCAGCCCAUGAAGACCAUCGCCGCCGUCGCCCUCUCCGACGCCUCCUUCGGGGUCCCCGAGAUGAUGGCCGCCGGCAUCCUCACCUCGGCGUUCGUAUUCGUCCUCGGGGUCACCCGCCUUAUGAAGCUCGUCUACUGGUUCGUGCCGCUCCCCGUCGUCCGCGGCAUCCAGCUCGCCCAGGGGCUCAACUUUGCCAUGGCCGCCGUCAAGUACAUCCGCUACGAGCAGGACCUGGCGAAGAGCAAGUCCCUCGGUCGGCGCCCCUGGGCUGGGCUCGACGGCCUCGCCCUCGCCAUCGCCGCCAUCUUCUUCGUCGUCCUCGUCAACGGCGCUGGCGACGAUCACAGCACCGCCGUCCAAGAAGAAGAAGUGGGACGAGAUCGGGAGGAGGAUAGCUCUUCUUCCCUCUGGCGUAGCUGGAGGAGGCGCUUGCGGUCGGCGACGAUCCCGUCGGCGGUUUCUAGGGUUAGUGCAGAUGUAAUGAAUAGAAUGGGGAGGUGGAUCUGGUUUUUUCAGUUAAUCAUACCAUGCACUGUAAGGGACAGUCUGAGCCACAUAGCUGGAGGAUUCUUCAGUUUCAGAGCUCACGGGCGAAGGUAUUCGUUGGAUGUGCUCAGCGUGUCUGAGACCACCGUGAUGGGCGGCGAUGACUGGGUAAAGUUUGUCUCGGACUACCAUCUUGGCGGUGGUGAGUUAGUGGUUUUUGACACAUCUCGGCGCAUGGCCAAGGCAUAUGUAUGCUAUGUUGGUUGCAUGUGUGUUGCAAAUGACGGGGGCCCAGCUGAGCACACGAUUGUUGAUGAGGAUGCGGGAGACCAGGGCGCUGCUGCAGGUGGGAUCAACAUUGGGUCUGAUGAUGAGGCCCUAAAUGAUGUACAUGAGGAAGUAGCUACUCCACUAGUUGUUUUCACAAAGGGCAUUGUUCUAAGUUAUGAUGAAGUAUCAAAGUUGGAUUUGGUUCUUACCAACAAUGAUGGGUACAUUGGAUGUCCUUUCGUGCACCGUCUCACAACCACGAACGUUGCAAGCAAGCAGAUGAAAAUUCCAAGGAAGGUGAUUGAAGGGUUGAACUUGCUACCAGAAGGUGUUGUUGGAAUUUGUUUUGAAGCUGAAGAAUACAUGAAUGUUGGAUACCGCCAAGAUCGUGGUGGGCGCAUGGUUUUCAGCAAGCAAUGGGGUGUCUUUGCAACCCAGAACAACCUUCAAGAAGGAGACGGAGUUGUUUUCAAUUUCAAACCCAGCAACCAAGGGGGCGUAAACAUAACAUGUGUUGUGCACAACCUGAGAACAACAACAUAA